UUCUUGGAAAUAUAUAAGCCGAGUUCUGCUGUUAAGAUUGGGGCAGCUCACUGACACACACCCAAAGCUUCUAUAUAUAGGCACAGCGCGGCGGAUGGUCACAGACGGUCGCUGCGCUGCCGAGAGAAAGAAGUGUUGUCAGCCCACCAAUCCCUCGUCACCUCCAGAUAACCUGAAAAACCGCCAUUCCCCCCGGAGACGACGGUGACUUUCGCCAGCUUCCGCGCCGCCGCGCAGCCAAGCCGCCGUCUCCGCGAGAGACUUAUGCCUUUUCGUUCUUCGUGGACGGAUAUGAUUCUUUGUGUGAGAGGUCCACAGAGCCUGCUGGCGGAUCAGAGGGGCUGUCGACCUUCCUCGUGCCUGGGGGUCCCCGGAUUCGCCUCCGACCAAGUCAUGCACCCCUUGAGCCCGCCGACCUGCCCCCUGCAGCAGCCGCAGAGCUCGCCGGAGCUGCCGCCCAGGGUGACCCCGCCGCCGCCCCCCACCGUGCAGAGGGACCCCGAAGAGGACCUGCUGUGCAUCGCCAGGACUUUCUGCUACCUGCGGGAAUCUGGUUGGUACUGGGGCUCCAUCACCGCCACAGAGGCCAAGCAGAAGCUGCAGAAAAUGCCGGAAGGGUUUUUCCUGGUACGGGACAGCACCCACCCGAGCUACCUCUUCACCCUAUCGGUUCGGACUAACCGCGGACCCACGAACGUUCGGAUCGAGUAUUCCGACAGCCUUUUCCGACUGGACUCCAACUGGCUCUCCAAGCCGCGAAUCCUCUCUUUCCCGGACGUGGUCAGCCUGGUCCAGCACUACGUCUCGUCCUGCAGCUCCGACAGCGCCAAAGAGCAGCCGGCAAGCCAACCGCCACCGCCAUCGCCGGAGCCCAGCCCCUUAAAGGAACCCGCAGCCGUCCACCUCAGGCUCCUGCAGCCCUUGCACCGAAGCGGAGAGAGCCCGAGUUUGCAGCACCUGUGCCGGGUGCAGAUCAACCGGAGCAUGGCGCCCGGCGCGGAGGUGACGGAACUGCCGCUGCCACGUAGGAUGGCGGAGUACCUACAGAGGUACCCCUUUAAGCUCUGAUGGUUUUCAGGGAUGGACUACAUUUUAUUUUUUACCAACACAUACUUCCCACACAUGGGCGAAAGUCCGAGACUGUAAAUAUUCCUGAUAUUUAUUAUAUAUCCCCGCACCCGACGUUUAUUUUUCCAGCACUGAUAGCUGCCCAAAGAUUAUCACUCAGCAGCGGACUGCGGCACCGACCGAACUGCUCGGCGUUCGCUGAUGUAGUCACUAUAAUAGUGACCACGGCGAAAACGCCAGUUACUACGAACUUUUGUCACCUGCUCCAUGCUUGGCGGUCUGUCUUCGCCGGAUCUAGGUCACGGGGGAAUUGGAGAUCUGUAACUGAAUCUCGCAGACCGCCAUCUUGGGCAGAGACCACUUUCCAGGCCUGUGGCUACCGAAACACUACAACUCCCGCCGGAGCGUGACAGUUGGGGGCAGAGUGGGAACAAUAUGGUUUCUCUUCCAGUUCUCUGGAUGACAAUAAAUAGGAUUUGAUAUAAA
This is a messenger RNA of Rana temporaria (common frog), 1554 nucleotides long. RefSeq names its product cytokine inducible SH2 containing protein (gene CISH). The record is from RefSeq and is a predicted model, not a curated record. Gene Ontology annotation, cellular component: phosphatidylinositol 3-kinase complex. Gene Ontology annotation, molecular function: 1-phosphatidylinositol-3-kinase regulator activity. The transcript has 3 exons. Bases 265 to 1068 code for a protein of 267 amino acids. Gene Ontology annotation, biological process: intracellular signal transduction; phosphatidylinositol phosphate biosynthetic process. NCBI's taxonomy places the organism in Eukaryota, Metazoa, Chordata, Amphibia, Anura, Ranidae.